CGUCCCGCCACCGCGUCAGCGAGGAUGUGCACAGCGACUUCCAGCGCAGAGUGCCCUACAACUACCUGCAGCGGGCCUACAUCAAGCUUAACCAGCUGGACAAGGCAGUGGAAGCAGCCCACACAUUUUUCAUGGCCAACCCUGAGCACAUGGAAAUGCAGCAGAACAUCGAGAAUUAUAGAACAAUGGCCGGCAUUGAAGACCUCCAGUUGGUAGAUCGAGAAGCCAAACCACAUCUCGAGAGUUACAGUGCAGGAGUUAAGCAUUAUGAGGCUGACGACUUUGAGCUAGCUAUCAAGUACUUCGAGCAAGCAUUAAGAGAAUAUUUCAGUGAAGAUACAGAGUGCAGAGCCCUGUGUGAGGGGCCUCAGAGAUUUGAAGAGUAUGAGUACUUAGGGUACAAAGCUGGUCUCUAUGAAGCCAUUGCAGAUCACUAUAUGCAGGUGCUGGUUUGCCAGCAUGAAUGCGUGAGGGAGCUUGCUACCCGCCCUGGCCGCCUCUCUCCGAUUGAGAACUUUCUUCCCCUGCAUUUUGACUACCUACAGUUUGCCUACUAUCGAGUCGGUGAAUAUGUGAAAGCCUUGGAGUGUGCCAAGGCCUACCUUCUCCUCCAUCCGGAUGAUGAGGACGUCCUAGACAAUGUGGAUUACUAUGAGAGCCUGCUGGAUGACAGCAGUGACCCAGCAUCCAUUGAGGCCAGAGAGGAUUUGGCAAUGUUUGUGAAGCGUCAUAAACUGGAGUCGGAACUGAUAAAAUCAGCUGCAGACGGUCUAGGAUUUUCAUACACAGAGCCGAAUUAUUGGAUCCGAUAUGGAGGACGACAGGAUGAGAAUCGGGUCCCUUCAGGAGUGAACAUGGAGGGGGCAGAAGUUCAUGGAUUGUCAAUGGGGAAAAAAUCAUCACCCAAGAUGGAUCGAGACUUAAGAGAGGGUGGUCCUCUGCUCUAUGAGAACAUCACGUUUGUCUAUAACUCGGAGCAGCUGAACGGGACUCAGAGGGUUCUCCUGGAUAACGUCCUGUCGGAAGAACAGUGCCGGGAGCUCCACAGCGUGGCCAGUGGAAUCAUGCUCGUUGGUGAUGGAUACAGAGGAAAAACUUCACCCCAUACACCCAAUGAAAAGUUUGAAGGUGCCACUGUCCUGAAAGCACUCAAGUUUGGUUAUGAAGGCCGAGUGCCACUGAAGAGUGCCCGUCUGUUUUAUGACAUCAGCGAGAAGGCUCGGAAGAUUGUAGAAUCCUAUUUCAUGCUUAACUCAACCCUGUAUUUUUCCUAUACACACAUGGUCUGCCGAACAGCCCUGUCAGGUCAACAAGAGAGAAGAACUGAUCUCAGUCAUCCCAUCCAUGCUGACAAUUGCCUGUUGGAUCCUGAGGCCAACGAGUGCUGGAAGGAGCCCCCUGCCUACACAUUCCGGGACUAUAGUGCUCUCCUGUAUAUGAAUGAUGACUUUGAAGGAGGGGAAUUCAUAUUCACUGAGAUGGAUGCCAAGACAGUGACUGCCUCUAUCAAACCGAAAUGUGGGCGCAUGAUCAGCUUCUCUUCUGGAGGAGAGAACCCGCAUGGGGUGAAGGCAGUCACCAAGGGCCAGAGGUGUGCUGUGGCUCUGUGGUUUACCUUGGACCCACUUUAUAGAGAAUUGGAGCGAAUACAGGCCGAUGAAGUGAUUGCAAUUCUGGAUCGAGAACAACAAGGGAAGCAUGAACUGAAUAUCAACCCCAAAGACGAGCUAUAAAAGUGAGGAAAGAAAAAGUUCUAUCAGAUAUUUAUUUAAAUUGUUAAUCUUAUGAGAACCUUUUUAUUUUUGUACAGAACCAUGGUAUAUAAAUUAACAGGUCAAUCUGAGUCACCAGUCCCCCGUUUUGUUCUUGAGGGUGCUUGCUCUGCCUCACUCCCUCUGUCUUGGUUUCUCAUCAGGUCAUCGCCCCCACCCCGCUCCCUCCCCACACAUGUGCACACACACACGCACCUCAUUGGCUGCACAUGCAAAAGCUCAAGCAGAAAGAAUAAGUUCAUUCUUGGCGAAACUACACCUCUCAUGUGUGCUCCAGUUCUAAAGCUAGCGUAUGAUGUGGACGCAAAGCCUUUCUGGCUGUGUGCCCUUCAACAACAGCCUCUUGCAGUGCUGGCGGCCGUGAGCUGGGUCUGAGGCCCCUCUGUGGGGUCUGCACUGCCUCAUGCAUCACUGACCUGCCCUGAAGACCGCUGCGGGACACGGAGGGCCCCGGCCUUUCCAGAGCCUUGGUGGAGUUAUGGGCUCUGGUAUUUUCACCUGAGAACGAACUUCCACCGGAAGCCUCGAUGUGUCCUCCAGCCACCAUGCUCCAGGAAGGACUACCCUCGGACUUGUGUCUUUCAAACGGCUGUUCAGGGAGUUGAAGUAGAAUGACCCUUCUCCCCAGUGACUUGGGAAGAAACAUCAACUCCGCCUGAACCGGGGCACCACCCACACACUGCCUGGGCGAGAAGGGGCAUUUCGUAAGAAAGAUGGGUCCCUGCGGGACUGUGGGACUCACCUGCAUGGAUGUUGGUGCUCCCUCCUUGCUGCUGUCCAGGUCACAGACGCGUGCGUGUGUCUGAUUGUCUAAGACAGGGAGCCUUAUGCUAACAUCUGGCAUUUAUUUUUCAUCUCCCAAAUGUCUGGUGUGUCUUCAGAGAAUGGUUUUGUGGCUUUGCAGACAGCCCAGGGACAACACUGGGUCAUGACUAGUUUUGCUGGCAGGCGCUUUAAGGCCACAAGGAGAGUAGCAGCAGUAUUUUUGAAGGAACAGAAAUGGUUAGCAGAGGUGUUAGUCCAGAGAGUGGCGUCAUCAGCCAGAACUCUACAGAAGCUGUUCUGAGGCAUUGUUUGUGUUGGAGCCCAGUGGUUAUAGUCUGGGGGGACCCUGGCCACUAACCAGUGGGAGGUUCCCUGCCUCUGUGACGGGCACCAGGAGAGGCAGUAGUUCUUAAGUAAACCAGCAGAUUGAAACAUUUUCUGAAAAUCACAUUUCCUUUUUUUCCAUUUAUGAUCUGGGUUUAUGGUAAGCACAUUCAUCCUUGAAGACUGAAAAACUGAGUCGUAGUGAGUUGUGUGCCGUCUGUUUCCCACCCACACUUCAGUUGGGAGAGUGCUAGGAGCACGAGAUUAUAACCCCAGCUGGGUCAAGUAAGCCUGUGUGACCUGGAGCUACUGUCUUUGCCUUUCUGGGCUUCCGUUUCCCUGUCUGAAAGCCACAUAAUUGGUUAUAAUUGUUUCCAAAAGCCCUCCUCCGUCUUGCUCAAACUUCAAAGCAAAUAAAAGACAAAAACAAAAGCGA
Molecule: messenger RNA, 3297 nt
Organism: Suricata suricatta (meerkat)
Lineage: Eukaryota; Metazoa; Chordata; Mammalia; Carnivora; Herpestidae
Gene: P3H2
Product: prolyl 3-hydroxylase 2
Exons: 15
Coding region: 132-1733 (533 amino acids)
Biological process (GO): collagen metabolic process
Cellular component (GO): endoplasmic reticulum
Molecular function (GO): iron ion binding; protein binding; L-ascorbic acid binding
Source: RefSeq, a predicted model, not a curated record